AUGGCGCCACAGACAAUCGCGGUUAUCGGAGGGCUGGACGCUGAUCUGAUCAUGAUAGCAAGUCGUAUCCCCGGCCCCGGGGAGAGUGUUCUAGCAAACGAGUAUCUGGAAGCUUUGGGCGGUAAGGGGGCGAAUUCUGCAAUUGCGACGUACCGAACUUGUCACAAGAGUCCGCUAGACAAGAAAAGAACAACCGGGGAUGAAGUACCAGAGGAGUCAACCGGCGGUGACAAUGCAGCUUCAGCUCCCACGCAGCAGCCCACACCCGCAACGGAGCGACUCACCAUCAGCGGCUCAGGUGACGAAUAUAUCCAGGUCAAGAUGAUCGGCGCCGUCGGUGACGACCACUACGGAGACAAGUUCAUCACCGAAUUGAACAAGAAUGGGGUGGAUACUUCCGGCAUCGUGACAGUGCCCAACACACGCUCAAGCGUCUGUUUCGUCAUCGUCGAGGACUCGACACGCGAGAACCGUUGCCUCUUCACCCUGGGUGCAACGGCAACGUGGAAGAAAGACGACUUCAUCCACGCCGAACAGCUCGGAGGCGGGAUUCGGCCGGACCUAGUCGUGGCCCAGAUGGAAAUCGACAAGGACGUCGUCGAGACUAUGAUCGAAACUGCCGGCAACGCUGGCGUUGAUUUCUGCCUGAAUGCGGCGCCAGCCACCCCCAUCGGAGAUCGCUUCUAUAAGCAUCUUACUCAUCUGCUGGUCAACGAGGCGGAAGCGGCUAUCAUGUCGGGACGCGAUAGGGACGAGGUCGAUGAGGAGACGUGGCCGGUCAUUGCUCAGGAGUUCUUGGACCGUGGUGUCAAGAACGUGGUUAUCACACUUGGUGCCAAGGGUUCGUUCCACGCCAACGCAAUGGGAAGCGGCCACUGCCGAGCGUUUGAUGUCCAGGUCAAGGAUACUAAAGGUGCAGGAGAUGCUUUCACAGGGGCCUAUGCUGCCGACUACUUGCGCCAGAAGGCCAAGGGGACAUGGGACAUCGAGAGCGCGGUUGUUCGCGCAAAUAAAGCUGCUGCAAUCACAAUCCAGAGCAUGGGAGCCCAAGACGGCAUCCCUUGGGCAGAUGAGAUCGAUCAAUUCGACGCCCCCUACAAGGUUCCCGAGAUGUCACCUUCAGGCUCGACUGCUGGCAUUGCCAGUGGCUUGAGCUGA
Molecule: messenger RNA, 1158 nt
Organism: Anthostomella pinea
Lineage: Eukaryota; Fungi; Ascomycota; Sordariomycetes; Xylariales; Xylariaceae
Source: the annotation of a GenBank genome assembly